Messenger RNA from Puccinia graminis f. sp. tritici CRL 75-36-700-3, 522 nucleotides. RefSeq lists its product as uncharacterized. The transcript is spliced from 2 exons. The record is from RefSeq and is a predicted model, not a curated record. Lineage: Eukaryota; Fungi; Basidiomycota; Pucciniomycetes; Pucciniales; Pucciniaceae. Bases 1 to 522 code for a protein of 173 amino acids.
AUGGAACGCAAUCAUUAUAUGACUCGAAUACCAAGCGAGGAGCAAUUAAGCAUAAUCAAGAAGGUCAUCCGGGACCACAUGGCGGGAUCGCCUUAUGUGCUUGGUGCAGACGGCAAAUUUUCUGCAAUCGAGAAACCGCAAGGUACUUUGAAGUACUAUUUUGGGAAAGUCGAGGUCUUCGACGAGGAAGGGUACUCGAUAUACGAAACAUCUUGCUGCUAUGGGUUCCCCCGUUCGAAUUGCGCUUGCUUCUCAUGCACAAAUUGCGCCGAAUAUUCGACCACUUCUGCAGCCUGCAUCUUAUGUUGUCCUCUACUGGUCUCAACUGGACUGUGUUCAUUGGGUCUCGAGUUGAGCUUUUUUGGUGACAACAGACUAAGUGGGGCUUGUAUCCACACGAGGAAUUCUGCUUACGGAAGACUAAGUGCAGUUGCCAAUGCUGGUUAUAACGCCUGGCAAAGGAUCCGAGCCCGACGAAACCCAACAGUAGCGCCUGUUUCCUCCGAGAUUCAGCUGCCUUGA